This is a messenger RNA of Diprion similis, 1157 nucleotides long. RefSeq names its product glucose-6-phosphate 1-epimerase. Gene Ontology annotation, biological process: carbohydrate metabolic process. The record is from RefSeq and is a predicted model, not a curated record. The transcript is spliced from 6 exons. Bases 84 to 920 code for a protein of 278 amino acids. Lineage: Eukaryota; Metazoa; Arthropoda; Insecta; Hymenoptera; Diprionidae. Gene Ontology annotation, molecular function: carbohydrate binding; isomerase activity.
GGGGGGGGGGGGGAUUGCCUUGGGUGCGUUUACGUAGCCGUUAGGUCGUCGAGCGGUCGACAGCUCGCAUUCACGACUCAAACAUGGCAGCGGCUACAAGCGUUGUGGUACUCGACCGAGGGAACAAUACCACCUGCACGAUUAAUCUCCAUGGAGCUACUGUGGUUUCCUGGCGAGUCAACAAUCAGGAACAGCUAUUCGUUAGUAAGCAAGCGGUUUUCGAUGGCAAGAAGGCGAUCAGAGGCGGGAUUCCAUUCGUAUUUCCCCAAUUUGGAGCGUGGACAUUCGGUCCAGGUCAUGGAUUCGCAAGGAUCGUUCGUUGGAAUCUAGAAAAGUCACCGGAGCGUCUGCCAAGCGGUGAUGUGGAAGCGAUAUUUUCAGUAAUGGAUAGUGAGUUCACACGCUCAAUGUGGAACUACCCGUUCAGGCUUACGUACAGGCUGAUACUGCGGGAAAAGGAGCUCCACUUCAACAUCGGGGUCUACAAUCCCAGCAAGGAGCACACCUUCAGCUUCAAUUUACUUCUCCACACGUACUUCAAGGUCCCAGAUGUAAGGCGGUGUCAAGUGACUGGCCUGCACGGAUGCACCUUCAUCGACAAGACAAGGGACAAUCAAAUAUUCCAAGAAGGCAGGGACGUCGUUACCAUAUGCGAAUGGACGGAUAGAAUCUACCAAAACACACAGCCGGAACAUAUAAUCACCAACGUUGUCUCCGGUAGGAAAAUGAGAGUCCAAAAAUACAACUUCCCAGACACGGUGGUUUGGAAUCCGUGGCAGGACAAGGCUCGAGACAUUCCUGAUUUCGGUGACGAUGAAUUUCCAAAUAUGAUAUGCGUCGAAAGCGGACAUGUCAGCAGUCCCGUUAUCCUGUUGCCAGGGACCGCCUUUGAGGCUAGCCAAAUUCUCCAGGUAAUGUGAGCGGAGAAUGGACCGUCAAACGGGCCCAGCUCCUCGCUUCCGGUAUCGUCGACUAGAGCCAUUGCAUCGCAUGUUCGGCUCUCGGAAACGGAAAACAGCCUUUGGCCCUACCAAGCGGAGUUCGAAGCAGGACCAUCGCCACCACAGCUAUGUCGAGAGAGGCACUGCAACGCUCGAUAUUGCUCGAUAUGUACUCUAAACCUCUGAAUACCUGACCAUAUAAACAACGAUAAGCCA